UUAUCUUAAGAUAACUAAAGUUAUCUUAAGAUUACGAGAAAACUGGAGAUUACUCAAGAACUAUGCGAAACAAAAACGCGUUUUAAACUUAAACACGCGGGAAGUACGGUAUGUUGCCCAGCUUGGUUAAUUUCUAGAGAAUUAACGAUUACCUGGUACAUAUGUCCAGACCUUAACAACGAACCUCAUGGCUUUGUAAAAAGCACGUGCAAAACAAGACAAAAACAGUAACAAGUAAAUGAAAGUACUGCCUAUGCUGCUCGUUAGUUAUUUUUUAAAAUAUGUCUUCCUUUUUUAUAAACAGUUCGUCCGACGAAAUCGUGCUUCCUGCUUUAUCUGAUACAUCUGCUAUGAUAGAUAGGUUAAUGAAUUUGGAUCCUGUUGUGUCAACGUCUGAGACUACACUGAUGUUUCCACCCAUGAUACCAAGGAGAACUACAGAAACAACAACAUCAAGAUAUGUACCAUAUUCCAGAGUUACAUCAAUUUCAUCAGUUGGCUCGACUAGACAACCUAUCAGAUCAAACACAAGCACAAGAUUCGUACAAUCUUCAGCAUUCACAACUAAUUCAUCUGUUGUUUUACCUAGACAACCUACAAGGUCAAGUAUAUCAAGAUCUGUACAAUCUUCAACAGUUACAACCAAUUCAUCUGUUGGUUUACCUAGACAACCUACAAGGUCAAGUAUAUCAAGAUCUGUACAAUCUUCAACAAUUACAACCAAUUCAUCUGUUGUUUUACCUAGACAAGCAAUGGCAAGACACAUCUUUUCACCUGCUACCACAACUUCUACUUCUCAAUCUAGUUCAACCAUAACAAGAUUGGAUAAUAUCUUACCACCAAAUUUUGAUGAAUUGGUCGAAGUUGCAACUGCUGAAACAGAAAUUCAAAAUUUAAGAAAUUUUACAUACCAGCACAAAAGUACAAAGAGAAAAAGAACAGCAAAACCAGGUCCUGAAGUGUCAUCAAUCUAUAUUAAGUUAUAUCAUCUUCCCUGCGCAUCUGCCAAACCAAAAUAUGGUAAAGGAAACAGCGACCUAGUAAAAAGACAUUUUGACAGUGGAUAUGGAUUUGCCAGACCAUGUUAUGACAUUGUUACAAGAAAAAUUAAAAAGAUGUCAAUUAGUAUUCACUUAAAUGAAGAACAAUUCGAUGAAUUGUUACACGAGCUGUUUCCUCAUUUAGCACAAAAUUAUGGAUUUUUUACACUUUUAACUGGUGGAGUGUACCGAAAGGUUAAUAUCACUAAGCCAUCGGAUAUUAAAACCAAAAAAUACACGGGAACCCUUAUUGUGGCCAAUGCUAAUGAGUUUCCAGAACAUGGAGCCAGUACUAUUGAAACUCGCACACUGCAGGAAUCUUAUAGGAGGUUCAAUACCACUACACUGUCUUCUGAUUAUGCACUUCAACCUUUACAGUCUGUUUUGACUCAUCGUGCAACUCAGCCUUCAACAUCAGCUUUAACUACUAAUGUUUCAAGGUCAACUGUUAGUACUAAUGCAAUCAGCCCAAUACUUGCAAGUCAAACUAAUUUAAGGACUUCAGAAGAACUUGAAACAGUUAUUGCACCAAGGUUAAAUGGUCCUUUUCAAGAAAACCCUUUGUCUCAACUUUUACCAAGUUUUUCAAGAAAUAACUUAAACCAAUUUGAGGUUGACAGAAAAACUCUCCUACUCGCGCUGGAUUCAGAACAACAGCUCUUAAUAGACAGGUCUAACCUUGUUGCAGAUGCAAUUGAGCAAUACCAAGAUACUUCUAUUUUAGACUGUAAAGUUUUCAUAAAAUUUUUGGAUGAAGAAGGUCAUGACCUUGAUGGCUUGACUAAAGAAUUUUUUUCCUCAUUUUGGAUAAAAUUUUCAGAACAAUACUUAAAAGGAGAAAAUCAAAAGUAUUUUACUGUUCAACCUGAACCUGUGCUAACAGAUGCUCAGCUAAAGGCAGUUGGCAUGAUUCUUGUGCAUGGCUUUUUGUUGACAGGAUAUUUGCCAUUGAUGAUUAACAAUAGUCAGUUGUUCAUUAUCUUGUCUGGCAAAGAACCAUCAUCUGAAUCCAUGGCAACAUCAUUCUUGUCUGUUAUAGGUGAAACAAACAAACAGCUCAUUUUAAAGGCAAAGCAAAUGAGUUGUUAUGAUAACUCAUUAAAGAUGUCUCUGGUUAGACUACUCUCAAUGUACGAAAGUACGUAUUUAUCUUCCCCCAGCACAAUUGAUAAUUGUAUCAAAAAUAUUUCUAAGUAUAUGAUGGUUAAAAAGCCAUACUUCGCAUUGCAAAAGAUGAGUUUAGGGUUAACGGGAGAAGUGAAACCUCUAUCCUAACCAAAUAAAUUUGAAGGCACAAAUAGAAUGACUAUUUUGAAAAUUUAUA
Messenger RNA from Hydractinia symbiolongicarpus, 2364 nucleotides. RefSeq lists its product as uncharacterized. The record is from RefSeq and is a predicted model, not a curated record. Lineage: Eukaryota; Metazoa; Cnidaria; Hydrozoa; Anthoathecata; Hydractiniidae. The coding region runs from base 282 to 2315 and encodes 677 amino acids. The transcript has 10 exons. Gene Ontology annotation, molecular function: ubiquitin-protein transferase activity.